CAGGCGCCGUUUUGCCAGAGAGCCGAGGACCGCGUCGGUGCUGGUGGGUUGGGAGAGUGGCGGCUGUGGGAGGGCAAGGCAAGGCAAGGGACGCUCACUCGCUGUCACCGUCCCGGCUCCCGAACUUCUGGUUUUCAAAGCAUCCCAACUCGGCCCAGGACGCGGCUGUGCGUCGGAACCGACUUGGCGUUGGUGGUUGCCACCCUUAGGUCCCAGACGCGCCCCUGCCCCUCUGCGGCGGCGACACAGCGCGCGGGGACGCUUCGGUGCGCGCACAGCAGUUCCUAGAUGGCUGCGAGUGGUUCCUAAACAUUAACCGGCGCCCGAGCCAGCGUGCGCGGAGAGCGCUGCUAGCGUUCCGAGGGAGGACCGGAGGGACCCGCUGGGGACCGUGGCAGAUCCGAGGAAAUUGACAGCGGUGCUGAACGUUCAACUUUGGGAAGUAACUGCUUCCCGUCGGCCUUUGAAUCUGGGCCCCUCUUCCUGGGUUGCACAGACCUCCGCAUCCACGACAAGAUGGAAAUCUUCUAUGAAGGUGGAAGCCAUUAACAGAGUAAUUGCUGUCUGUUGCCAUGACAACCAGCCGCUGCAGUCACCUGCCCGAAGUCUUGCCAGACUGCACCAGCUCAGCUGCGCCUGUGGUGAAGACCGUGGAGGAUUGUGGCAGCCUAGUGAAUGGGCAGCCACAGUAUGUCAUGCAAGUUUCAGCCAAGGACGGGCAGCUGCUGUCAACAGUAGUACGGACUCUUGCCACCCAGAGCCCCUUCAAUGACCGGCCAAUGUGCAGGAUCUGCCAUGAGGGCAGCAGCCAAGAGGACUUGCUCUCUCCAUGUGAGUGUACUGGGACCUUGGGGACAAUCCAUCGGAGCUGCCUGGAGCACUGGCUGUCAUCCUCAAAUACCAGCUACUGUGAACUCUGCCACUUCAGGUUUGCAGUGGAGCGCAAACCCAGGCCGUUAGUGGAGUGGCUCAAAAACCCUGGCCCCCAGCAUGAGAAGCGGACUCUGUUUGGAGACAUGGUGUGCUUCUUGUUCAUAACGCCCCUGGCGACCAUCUCAGGCUGGCUGUGCCUGCGGGGUGCCGUGGACCACCUGCACUUUAGUAGCCGGCUGGAAGCCGUGGGACUGAUUGCUCUCACUGUGGCACUCUUCACGAUUUACCUCUUCUGGACACUAGUGUCAUUUAGGUACCACUGUCGAUUGUACAACGAAUGGCGUCGGACCAAUCAGAGGGUGAUUCUCCUCAUUCCAAAGUCUGUCAACGUACCUUCUAACCAGCAGUCCUUGCUGGGGCUCCACUCAGUCAAGAGGAACUCAAAGGAGACAAUUGUUUGAUGUCUGUAUGGUCAGUUGGUGGACUCAUUGUCUGAGGUUUGGAAGUCUGCACUGGGACCAUGCACUGAGCCACCCCAAAGCCCUUCCCUUAGUCGUGUGGGUCUGAGAACAUCUGGAGCCAUGUUACCACGUCGCCUGAGGAACGAAUUCAGACAGAAGGAGACAAAUGCUGUUUGACUUCAAAAUCACGGAUGCUGCACUCAUAGGACACUUGCUAAGCUGCCAAACGUGUCUAUUUAGCAGAUACUGUAUGGGAUUUUCUGAACACCUCUUUACCAUAUGAGGAAGGUUGUCCUGCUGAGGAUGCAAUUCAAUUCUUCCUUUUUUUUUUUUUUUUACUAUUUCAAAUAUAUAUAUAAAUAUAUAAUUUAGAUGAUAAUCAAAAUUGAAAAGCUGGUACAAACUGUACAAACUGGUUUCUUGGUUUGGAUGGGUUUUGUUUGGGUUAAUUCAUUUUCCAGUUUCUACUGUGGAUUCUUCCGGUGGCUAACUUGAUAGCUUGAGUGGUCUUUUUCAUCUCUUUCCCGUCCCUUACUCAAGGAGACAGCAUAAUUACUGCAGAACCAGUCACAUUUGAAAUGUGUUUUGUACUAAACCUCAUUUAGUUAUUCAGUUUUUAAAGGGAAAAAAGGCGUGGCAACUCGCCACACAGUGAGCUGUUUAUUUAAAUAUUCUUGAGGAAGAAAUCCAUACUGAGAAACUCGCUCCUUUCAACUUGUUUGGUACUGACAGCUGAUAGAAGCUAUUUUCUAAUAAUAAAUAUCCGGUGUGUGAAAGACAA
This is a messenger RNA of Meriones unguiculatus (Mongolian gerbil), 2115 nucleotides long. RefSeq names its product membrane associated ring-CH-type finger 3 (gene Marchf3). Gene Ontology annotation, biological process: protein ubiquitination. The transcript is spliced from 5 exons. Gene Ontology annotation, molecular function: zinc ion binding; ubiquitin-protein transferase activity. The record is from RefSeq and is a predicted model, not a curated record. NCBI's taxonomy places the organism in Eukaryota, Metazoa, Chordata, Mammalia, Rodentia, Muridae. The coding region runs from base 573 to 1334 and encodes 253 amino acids.